AUGGCUAAUAACAAUGAUUGGAACUAUUCGAAGGAGCAAGUACUUGCGGAUAGUGUGACACUGAUAUCCGCACCCACUAACAUCGCAACCUUAAAUUUAAAGACAUCUUCCGAGGCACUAAAAUUGAGGCGGCUAAUGCAUCAGAGAUUCGCUGUUAUACCGGUUUGGUUAAAUAAGGUUGGCGAUUUUGCACCACUUUCGAUUCACAAGACCUCAGUCAAGUUUAAUGCCCUAGCUAUUGAAGAUUCAGACGAAAGAACUGGUGAUGAAGGCGAGGAUGUUGUGGCUUCUACUUCAAGU
Messenger RNA from Acaulospora morrowiae, 300 nucleotides. NCBI's taxonomy places the organism in Eukaryota, Fungi, Glomeromycota, Glomeromycetes, Diversisporales, Acaulosporaceae. The record is from the annotation of a GenBank genome assembly.